AUGAAUAUCGACCCCGAGAAGGAGGAAUACGAGCUACAACAUUUUAAUUUCUCAUCGGAGGAAAUUGUGGCCCAGAAUACUCAUAUGGUACAGUCGUUGCUGCAAAAAUCGUUGUCUGCGUUCACUGAGCAGCUGAUACAGAAACAAAAAAUACCAACCGAUCCAGCGGAGCGGCUGCGUGCUAGUUGUAACAAAACGGCCAUCGCAAUGUACAACGAAUGUCUGCCUGCCAUCAACGAACUGAACGCACUGUACCGCGAGACAUUUUCCAUACCGGAUAACGUGUUGCUUCCGACGGAUCUUCUGCAAACGCGAGGCUACACUGAGGAACUAGUCGGCACGCUUACGCAGGAGGUCCAAAGCGCCAAAGAGGCUGUUAUGCAAGGGGCCGUGUUCCUGGCCUCCCUCGACGCCGAAGCGGAACUGCAUCAGGCGCUCGAACCCUGCUACGACCGAGAGGAGGAAGUGAUCGGUCUAUUGAAGGAUUUUCAGGAAGAAGAGAUCGACCCGGAAGAUGUAUCUGAAAUGGUGAAACGGUUAGAGCUCGCUGGCAUCAUCACGUCUACUGGCAACCGAGAGAGCGUUAAGCUUGAUGAAUUUUUAUUACAAAAAUAACAGAAAAAAUGAUGAUUGCUUCCCUAGAGAACCUGCCCGGCAGUGUGUUAGUCUAUACGCUUUCGCUACACUUUUCAUUCCUAGAACUUCGAGAGGUCACGA
Molecule: messenger RNA, 717 nt
Organism: Anopheles nili
Lineage: Eukaryota; Metazoa; Arthropoda; Insecta; Diptera; Culicidae
Exons: 2
Coding region: 1-615 (204 amino acids)
Source: RefSeq, a predicted model, not a curated record